UAUCAACAUCUCUCUCAUUCUCUCUCUCUCUCUCUCACACACACACACACAAGCUAGCAUUCAUUGUUGAAUGCUGAUUUUAGCCUGUAGUCUUAGCUCUUCUUGCUCAUCUUCUGGUAUACCCACCAUUGAUGACAACAGGAGAGAUUCAGAGAAAAAAAAAGAAGGAUAAUAUUGAAAAUUUCAUUCUGAUCAGCGGAUAAGACCCUCUUAAUCCUGUCCAAUAUUUAAGGGAAAUUCCCAUCAGAGAGAGACCUAAUUAUCUCCCUUUAGAUAAGAGAGAAAAUUUACCCACUAAAUUUGGGCCUAAUCUCUCAACUUAGCUUGUGAUCUCCACUAUACCCUCUCUCCUACAAAAAUAAUCAAACAUGUUUUUUGGUUGAACGGGGUUCUCUUGAGUUUUAUUCUUUUUCUUGAACUCAACCAGUUCUAAUUUUGAAGUUGAACCUCUAUAUGUUUUUAUUUGUAUACAUACAUACUGGAUAGUAACAGUAGUAGUAGCAGCAGCGGGAGUGUUUGAUUAGUAGUGUUGUUCUUGUUCUUGCAAUGUUCAUUCAUGGACUGCUUGAGAGAAAUAGAAGGCAAACAAGCUCAUGAUCCAAUAUUCAUUGAAAAAAUGAAUAAAUCAUCAACACGGUGUGUGCGCGUCCCUGGUCCGGUGAUCGUCGGGGCAGGGCCCUCAGGGCUAGCGGUGGCGGCUUGCCUGAAAGAAAGAGGUGUCCCAAGUACAGUCAUAGAGAGAUCCAACUGCAUAGCCUCUUUAUGGCAGCUAAAGACUUAUGAUCGCCUUCGGCUUCACCUGCCAAAUCAAUUCUGCGAGCUUCCGCUUCUGGGGUUUCCUACUGAAUUUCCAACUUACCCUACUAAGCAACAAUUUAUUGACUACUUAAAGAAAUAUGCAGACAAGUUUGAUGUUAGACCACGGUUCAAUGAAACUGUUUCACAAGCAGAAUUUGAUCAAGUUCUUGGAUUUUGGCGCGUAAGGACUGUGGGGCCAAAGGUGGAAGAGACAGAGUAUGUGUGCCGGUGUUUGGUGGUGGCCACCGGAGAGAAUGCAGAGGCGGUGGUGCCAGAUAUUGAAGGAAUGGAAGAAUUUGGAGGUGCUAUAAGGCAUACAAGUUUGUAUAAAAGCGGAGAAGAGUUUACAGGAAAAAGGGUUUUGGUGGUUGGAUGUGGGAAUUCAGGAAUGGAGGUUUGUUUAGAUCUUUGCAAUCAUAGAGCCAAGCCUUCACUUGUGGUCAGAGAUACAGUGCAUAUUCUACCAAGAGAGAUGCUGGGAAAAUCAACAUUCGGGCUGUCUAUGUGGUUGCUAAAGUGGCUGCCUAUGAGGGUUGUGGAUCGGUUGCUGCUGAUAGUGUCGAGGCUGACGCUAGGAGACACAGCAAGAUUGGGAUUGAAGCGGCCGCAAUUGGGUCCCCUUGAACUCAAGAACAUGUCUGGGAAGACCCCAGUAUUAGAUGUUGGUACCCUCGCCAAGAUCAAAAGUGGAGACAUUAAGGUAUGUUCAGGCGUCAAGAGGCUGAAACGACAUAGUGUAGAGUUUUUUAAUGGGAAAACGGAUAACUUCGAUGCCAUUAUCUUAGCAACAGGUUACAAAAGCAAUGUACCAUCGUGGCUAAAGGAAGGGAACAUGUUCUCGGAGAAAGAUGGGUUGCCAAGAAAGCCAUUUCCAAAUGGGUGGAAAGGUGAGUGUGGGCUCUAUGCAGUGGGGUUCACUAAACGUGGAAUUCUUGGUGCUUCAAUGGAUGCCAAGAGAAUAGCUGAAGAUAUUGAAAGGUGUUGGAAAGCAGAAGCAUUCUAUGGCCUUUGCUAGGUCACUUUUACCUCAAUCAUCACAAUGAAGUUUUGGUUUUUUGAGUUCUAUAUAUCUACAUAUAAAGAAAAAAGAAAAAGAGAAGAUUUCUUUUGGAGAAUUAUAUGAGAUUGGAGGGUUUUUCUCCAAUAGAGGAAAAGAAAAGAAAAGUUAUGAAGGGUGAGACUAGAGAGAUAUAGCUGGAAUAAGCCAUAUCAUUUCAAAAUGACACCACCCCAUAAAAGCCUUGGGAAGGAGGAAACUUUUGAGAAGAAAAGAAGGUUUGGAGUGGGUUUUGUGGGGGACUACAGCUUUUCUGUACAUCUUGUACAUUACCAUUUUUCUCUAAUUAGGUAUUGACUUUUUAGAGAGCGAAAAGACAGGAGGAGGAGAAGGUGGUAGGUUGUUUGGUAUUCAUUUGCUGAGUGAUAUGAGUGUGCUUAACCUUUUAAUUUCAUCGUUUUCCAUGAGGUUUGGGAUCAGAUUUUAGAGAGCAUUUAACUUUCGAAUGUUUUCCCUAGUCUUAGCCUUCUUGCCUAUGCUUAAUUAAUUUUUUUUCCCCGU
Molecule: messenger RNA, 2356 nt
Organism: Hevea brasiliensis (rubber tree)
Lineage: Eukaryota; Viridiplantae; Streptophyta; Magnoliopsida; Malpighiales; Euphorbiaceae
Product: indole-3-pyruvate monooxygenase YUCCA6
Exons: 4
Coding region: 557-1813 (418 amino acids)
Biological process (GO): auxin biosynthetic process
Molecular function (GO): N,N-dimethylaniline monooxygenase activity; flavin adenine dinucleotide binding; NADP binding
Source: RefSeq, a predicted model, not a curated record